This is a messenger RNA of Ectocarpus sp. CCAP 1310/34, 3147 nucleotides long. Lineage: Eukaryota; Phaeophyceae; Ectocarpales; Ectocarpaceae. The record is from the annotation of a GenBank genome assembly.
CUUCUUGUGAUCAUCGCGUGACUUCACCCGCCCCACGCCGUGUGACACGACCGCCCACUUACACGCUACCGCCGAGAAGGAGUUGUGACAAGAGGAGGGGCAGGAGAAGAUGCGGCAGCUGUUCGAACCUCCGUCUCAACACAAACCCCCGACGUUCCUAAACGCCGUCUGCUGUAGCGUGGUUCCCCUGCUGCUAAUCGGAUGGAACCAGAUGUUUUUGAUACUGGGAAUCACUGGUAUGCCCGGUACCUGGUUGGACGUGCUUACGUUGGACCUCGGCUUGGACGACCUCCUUAAGGAAUCGAAGUCCUCCAUCACGAGCUUCAUCUCUUUAUUUGGGACGCUCCUCGCGUUCGUGCGGCCCACGAUUCCCGGAGACUCUCCCCGCUGGCUGCGCACUCUCUUGCCGUUGGUUGCAUGGGUGGUUUUCUCCGAUGAGGCCACGGUGACACCCGGCCAGCUGGUCGACGAUGGUAGCCCAGAGAGUUUCUUCUACGUGAACGGAAUCUGCACAACCCGCAGGAUGGCCCUGGCCACGGGCGCUGAGUUGAGCAAAAUGUUCAACAAGAACGUGACCGUGGUACACAACCCGACAGACUCUUUUGUUAUCGACAUCUUCGAGUGCGUAUUUGCAAAACUUUGGACCGGUCAGAGCUUCUCAACGAGUCGCCCGUGCGCCCUCCUAAUGGACAAGCUGCUGGAAGCUCUUCGAGACCCAACGAAAACCAAGGCAAGUUAUCUGGUGGUUCUCAUUGCACAUUCCCAAGGAACCAUCAUCGCAAGCGAUGCGCUUCGUCGACUUUGGACGGCUGUGGACAGGGGCGAGCUGACACACGACGAGAUGAAGAAACUGGAGAUUUACAACCUGGCCAACGCGGCCCACUGGAUGGACCAGACAGAGGACAGAGUCCCGUACAUCGAAUCCAUCUGCAACCAGCGCGACACCGUUGGUAUGCUAGGAGCCAACGCUCCUGAGAGUGUGAAACAGAGUUGGAACAUCAGAAUCGCCGGGCCGGUCGUCUACCCCACCACCAGCCGUUGGGGGCACAUGAUUAGUGCGCACUACCUGAAGCACCUCAAGAACGGCGACUACCCCGGCUCCAAGCUUCACACGUACAUGACCAAAGCCAAAGAGCCCGAGUAUAUCAUUGCUGCAUCUCACUAGCGGUAGUUAUACGCAACUGCUGUGUUCCACGCACAUUUCGGCGGCUUGAACGUGUGAGCAGCUACAGCUCUGAAGGUAGGCCAUCACUGGCUAGUAGUGUUGUAGGAGUAAUAGCAGCGCAGUUGGCAGGUGCAUCAGGUGUUCAUGUUUUGUAAGGUACUGCUGUAUGCUAUCGGCUUGGCGCAAUUUUGAAACUCUACCGGGGUCCCGUGACUUCGGGUCCAUCUAUCAAGGGGCAUGUUGGUUGCCGUUGUAUUGGUUUGUUUCGUGUCCCAUAUAUGAUCAUAAGUGCAUAUCCACACUGUACAUAUUGUUGGAGGUAGAGUAUAUUUCAUGGUUGAGAGGGGAUCGAUAAACAGUUCUGAGCGGUCUACUGUACCUUGGGCUGCUCCCGGGAUUCGACGAAGAAAACAAAAGCGCAUACUUCGUCGGGGGGUCGCGGUCAAUGUCGAGCAGCUGAAUAGUGGUAAGGAAGACCGAUUCGCAUGGAUGAUGGCUAGACUAAUCAAGCAUGUACUCGGGAAGGUGGCGUCUCAGGAACAAGAACAAUCUCGGACAAAUAUACAUGUUUUCCGGGGUGAGAGAGAGGUUGAGUCAUUCGUAAGCCCACCGAAAACCGGACGAAUCGUGAUUGUCCCACCGCAUUGUCUUCGCGAAGAUUGACGGGACUGAUUUCAUGUUUCCCGAUGGCCGUGGAGUUUUGUGGAGUUUUUAUUUCAUUGCUCUCGUCAUAUCAAGGUCGUAUCCGUACAAAAGUUUUGUUCACGUGGUGCGUGCAUGUGUAGUCUAGUGUGUAUCAAGAUCUUGAGUUUUGGACUUCGAACGGCCAAUCUGCUGCAUAUAUAUGUGAGUGAUCGUAUUGUGUGAGCGGCGACUUGUUCAACACUUCGUAGAAAACUCCGGUACUUGGGGUGAGACACUGCUUCUACUUCAAUAGAGCCUUGCAUUUUUAUCAAAAGAAAUGUGCAAGAAGUGUUUCUCAUGAUGGGGGGGGGGUGGAUGCUGCAGUGCCAAUGUACCAAACGGUACAAUGGACACUCCUUCACUUUUAUAAUGAUACCAGGGAGUAAGUCCAGGGUGCCGGUACAUGUAUGUCAUAUGCGCCACACACUGCGCACCAGGCACCCCCGCACACGCCGUGUGCGCGGAUUCUCCGCAAAAUGCGAGAUUUCAACCUGUACGUACGUAUAUUUCCUGUUUUCGGCAGCGGCCUGCGUACCCCCAGAGUUUCGGAGAUCGUCGACGAAGAUUCCAGCGGAGAGAGUGGCGCCAACAACCACCCGGCCCCUUCAAAAAAACAGCAGUGCUGCUGUGCACAGCUGUGUGUAGAGAGUGUGUGGCGCCGCGAGAACGAUGUCGGAUGGACCUCCUCCCCUAGUAGACUUCUCAUCAGAUGAAGAAGAGCUUGAACGCUGGCAACGCCGGAGGGUGCCUCCUGUAAUCGACAGCGGCAGGGAUUGCGACAACAGCAACCAACAACAACAGCAGAUGCCGCCCCUGGUGAACAACAACAAGGAUGAUGUCGUCGAGCAUGUCGAGGAGGUGCUUGCCGAGGAAACAUCGGAGGCGCCGGAACCGCCACGGAGAUACCCUCAAAGUCCUGACCUGAAUCUAAGCAGCAACCGGCAAGAGGCUGAGCACGAGGCUGUUGAAUUUUGCCUUGCUCGGAUGAAGCAGACCCAAAAUGGACUCCAGGCAUUUGAUCACGAGGAUUUCGCCAGGGUUUUGAACCAAGCAGCGUUGUUCACGCCAAGCCUGAAACCUCUUGUUGUCAUGCAAGAGGCGCAAGUGGACGCCUUUACAUCCGGGGAACACGAGAUGUCUCCUAUCAGUGGAUGGAUGUGGCGAGGGCGGAAAGGAAGCGGCGUGGUGAAGGGCGUCAAGGGCUUGGGGAUGCUCCAGCACCUCAGGGAUAGCCGGCUCAUUCCCUACCGCCUCGGGUGUAACUGCCUCUAUGAUCACCCGGCGCUCAAGCACUUGCU